Messenger RNA from Euleptes europaea (tarantolino), 747 nucleotides. Its product is annotated as uroplakin-3b-like. NCBI's taxonomy places the organism in Eukaryota, Metazoa, Chordata, Lepidosauria, Squamata, Sphaerodactylidae. Bases 1 to 747 code for a protein of 248 amino acids. The transcript has 6 exons. The record is from RefSeq and is a predicted model, not a curated record.
AUGGCUUUUGCCACCAUAAGCUUGGUUCUGAUGGCCAUCGGCGUUCAUGUUGACAGCGAAACCCUCACUGACUAUGAGCCUCACGUCACCCUCCGGGACCUGGAAGGGAGGAUCACUGCGAGCACUUUUGCCCUGGAGCAACCACGCUGCAACUUCACUGAUGUCGAAGAAGAUGACAGAAUCUGGCUGCUGGUUGCCCGCAGCAGUGCUGCUAAACAAAUUGACUUGCCUGAAGACCCUCAGGAUCUACCCUACCAGAAUUUCAGCAAGAAGUCCUAUUAUAUGACCUUGGACACUGCUGCAGUCAACUACCCUUCUGCAACAUCAAAAGAUGAGAUCACCGUUCUACGGGUCGGAACCGAAACCCCGUGUGUAAAUGAUGCCUUGAGACCAGACUGCAACGGCCCCCUCCCGGACUCUGGGCCCUACAGAGUCCAGUUUAUUGCAAUAAGAAAACCCAGUAACACCAAGAUUCCGUCUCGUUGGUCAGAGGACAUCACACUGAUUAAAGGGAGGAACUAUACCUUCAUUAAUACACGGCCCAGACGGCGGAGUGGGGAAAUGAUCGCCAUCGCUUUCAUCCUCUCGGUCCUCUCCGCUAUCCUGUUGGCCACCUUCAUUGCUGUCCUGAUCUGUAAAAAUUCCGACAUCGGCGGCAAUGCCGAAAUCUCAAGCAUACGGGAGGCAGCGACCGUAUCCCGCUAUACCUCCCACCAUGUUUACAAUCAACCUACAUCCAAGUCAUGA